UUAUUUUUGAGAGAGAGAGAGAGUGGGGGAGGGACAGAGAGAGAGGGAGGCAGAAUCUAAAGCAGGCUCCAGAGCCCGACUAGGGGCUCAAACCCACGAACUGUGAGAUCAUGACCUGAGCCGAAGUUGGAUGUUUAACCGACUGGGCCACCCAGGUGCCUCACUACUUUUAGAAUCUAACCAUUUCUAAAAGAAUCAAUAUAGUCACUAGUGUCUCCUUCAAAUUUUAAGCAGCAGUUUAACCAAAUGAUUUAACAUGGAUGUUGCACAGUGCCUCGUUCUGUGGUUCUCAGCCUUCAAAAUGCCUAAGACUCACUGGGAACAAGAAACUGCAUUUUAGCAGGUUUCUCAGUUGAUUCUGAUGCCAGUGGUCCCGACUCCACUUUGAGAAGCAUUGUCCCCAAAAGUGCUAAGGAGUGAAAAAAGAAUAUAAACUUUGAGGUAAAACAUUGUGAGGCUGCCAAUAGAGGAGGGAGCCUCUUUACUGUCGGAGUUUUAACUUGGACCCGUUCUCCUGAUACUGGAGGGAUUUUCUUCUAGUGCACCUGAAAUGGAUUCUAAAUCCUUUGAGUUUCUUCUAAUUUAUUUCUUAAUCCUUUCAUAUGCAGCUGUUUUCUCAGAUCUGUGGCUUAUUCCCUCUGUGUCUCUGAUAUUUUACUUUACAUUGUGUUGCCAUUUAAUAAGAAUCUUUUUUAUGUAAGUCCCAAAUGAGGUUAUAAGGCAGGGAGGCGGGGGGAGGUGGGGGAGGCCGGCCAGAUGAAGAGGGGGCUCAGAAGCCCCUGCUUGGCUUUGCUUACUUUGCCCUCUACAGCACCAGACUGAGCGCCUUCUGCCAAGGUGAGACCAGUCUAUAGUUACCAUAAAAGGGGAUUGUUUUCGGCUGUUCCCCAGAGAGUAGGAGAGGCCAAAAUUCUGGCUCAGGUGAAAUCGGUCUGAAAUGAAUAUUAAGGACAGACUUAGAGCAGAAAAGAAGUCACAGAACACAUCAGACAAUUCAGCGGGUGCUCAGAGAGUAAAGUGCCCUGGACCCACAUCUCCCUCUGGUCCACAUGACACAACUCAGUGGUCACCUCCUUGGGGAACCUUCUUGAUUUCCUGGUAUCCCCUCCUAGGACACGUUCGGUGCUUCUCUGUGCUGAGUAGAUUGGAGGUCACGAAGGUACAUAUUCCCAGUGCUGAGCCCAUAAGAGCCACUCCGUGGUAUGUUUUCAGAGAGAAGCGCAAUUAUGUAUGCAGAUGAGCACUGUGUCCUACAGUCCUUUUGGGAAGAGCCCUUUCAAAUGGCUUCUUUGUCCCUGAGUAUGGAGCCCAAGGACACGUGGUUCGGGGAUGUAACUCUCAUUGUACUCAUUUCUUCUGAAGACAACUGCUGCUGGAGGUCACUGUGAUUGAGUCCUGGGCCAGACCAGAUGUCAGAUGUGGGGAGACAAAUGGCCACUGGCUUUGCAAUGCCCUAAUCCUGUGGUGGCCCUGGUUACUGCUUUGCUGUCAUUCCACUGUGCCCAAGUGUACCUUGGAUGUAAUGAACUUUCCAGAGGAGGAAACCAAUGUUUUGUCAUUUGCGUUAUUGUCUGCGGAAGUAUUUAUACCUCAUGUAGGUAUUUAUAAUUCUCUCCUCAUCACUGAAAAGCCUGUGGGGCAUAGAUAUUAGAGACCAUAACUUGUAAGAAUGUAGAAAACAUUUCUUGGCUUCAACCCUGAAAUUUCUAUCCUCUUUGUGCCUUCAUCCCCACAGUUCAGCCAACGUUGAAGCUUGAGAGUUUUUUUCUCUUUUCCUUCCUCUUCAGUGCCUGUGGACGACCAGGCAUUCGUGACAUACACUGGGGGUUGGGAUCCCUACCACAUAUGUGGUUACCCACAUUUCAUUUAGUACAUUCUGAGAGCACCGUGGCCUUGAUAAUUUAUGUUUCUGCACUCUAAUUGCACAUUAUUUUUCUAGCAGCUAUCAAAGGUUUCAGCUAGCAAUUGAAACUUGAUAAGUGUCAUGGCUCUUCAUUGCUGGAAUGAUUAAUCCUGAUGUUCAAGACCUGAGCCAAGCCUAUUUCUUUUAAGACAAAUAGCACACACACAGUAAACCCCAAACUUAAGUGUUCCGAGUUCACUCUGAAAGUAGAGCACAUUCAGGCCUUUGGAACCGCAUUCUCAGAACUUCCACAGCCCCUUUCUCCCUUGAUAAAAUGAGCAAGCCAGUCUUCACUCUCCCAGUGUGGGGAUUCUGCCAGUUGCUGGGUCUGUGUAUUCCAAUUAUAUAUUCUGGAGCUGGAGACUAACCAUGGGAUGGGCUCUGUGACCCACUGGAUAGACUGUGAGAUGGCUCUGAGCUAAGAAACUCCAUUGAUCACCUGAACUCCAUUUAGCACCUUCUCGGAUUGGUGGGCCACCAGUGACAUUUUGGAUCUCCUGGAAUUAGUGCCAAUUCAGAGCUGCUGCCUGGUAGUCCCUCGAAGGUCUGAUUAUUUCCUUUUCCCUAAUUCACAUUCCCCCUAGUGAAAGGCUGUAGGUCCCUUUGGAGGAAGGCUGGGAGAAAGAUUAAUAGUAUGAAUUUUUGGCAAUCUACCAGGGUCCUUCCUCAAGGGGAUCCAGUCUCGCCUUCAUUUAAGGGGUUCUGGGCCUAUAAAUUGGUUUAAGCACGGGAAUUGAUGGAGAGGCCAUGACUUUUUAUGAUUCAGGUUAGACUUUUGUCCCCUUGACUCACAUAUUCUCUGCUUCUACAGAUUAAGUAAGAAUUUAGUAGGCUUUCUAUCUUUUUCACUUGUAGUUGACUCCAGGAGUCUCUGUGAAUCCAACUAUUCUGAUUGGUCUUUGACGCUGCUGUCCAUAUGGUAACCAUACUGCACUAGAAAGUACUUAGAGUCUUUGACUGGCUGAAGGGCUGACCUGUCUGCUCCCUUAGACACUUCAGUGAACUGGCUUGGGGAAGCAACACAGGCGAGAGCUUCGCAGCCACAAUGAUCGAAGUUGAAAUUACUCAUCAUCUCCUUGCUAUGGGCAAAUUCAUUAAGCUCUCGUGACUCCUGUUCCCUCCUGUAUAAGUGGAAAUGGUGCUCAUGUGUUGUCACAGUAAAAUGAAAAUGUCCCCAAGGAAUGGAGUUCUUUGGGCUCCAGCAGGUGUGAAGUAGAUAUGAAUGGGUGUACAUGUUUUGAACCUCUUCUCCAAAAUUGUGUGUUUAAGCCUGUUGGUUGGAUGGAAGGGAUGGAGUUAGGAGUCACAAAUGGACUUACAGGAUGCACUGUUUGUGGUUAGCUUCCCAUUCUCUUCAGGUUUGCUGAAGUCCCUCAAGUACGGGCUCGAUUUUAACUGUUGUAGGAAAAAGUGCCAUUUUGUUAAAAAUAAGUAAUGCCUACAAAAGAAUUUCACAUUUCCUGUCCUCUGCAUUAGGACUUAAAUUUCAAGUUUACUAUGUUUUCAAGAACCAGUGUUUGAUUCCUGGGUCCUAUUUUUCUGUCUUUAGAGAAAUAAAGUUUGUAUGGGACAGGUGACCUUCUUAGUACUUAGCUGAUGCUGUGGAAAGUCUUGUUUGUGGACUCUGUUUGUGGACUUCAUUAAUUGACUCAUUCUUCAAACACUCAAUGCCAGGGAAGUGUGAUACACAGGGAGGGACUUGGCUUCCUCCAGGGGACACCCAUAAUACAGGGUGACUAAUACCCCCACGUAGGCACUGACCACUGUCACUGUUGGCCAAAGGCCUGCUUUAUGGAAGAUGUACCUGGUGAGCUCCGUGGCUCGGGUGGUCCAGGCAUGGAAUUUGGGAUCAAGAGGCCAUGGUCUUGGUUCCAUGGCUGCUAGGACUAUAAUCUGUGGCCUCCCUUGGUUGCCUCAGUUUCCUUAGCUAUACUGUGGAGGGAGGCUGCUAGAUACGAUGGAUCAAUCCCAAGCAAAAAACCAUGGAGCAGCUGCUUCAGAAUCAUCUCAGCAGUUAACAAAAUUAAAAUCUGGGCCCUCAACCUCAGAAUUUCUGAUUCUGGGCAGGUUCUGGAAUUUGUAUUUAUACAAGGACUCCCUGCCCUGGCUGAUUUUCAUAUGAAGCAUCCUUUGGAAGGCCCUGGAUGACUUCUAGCUUCCCCUUCUUCCCUAUAGCUCCACUCCUCAUCUUUACAACCUAACACCCUCUUAAAUAUCUCCUUCAGAGGGCCUUUUUGACCUCUGACUGAUUGGCUCUUUAUAGGGAAUUAGGCCUUGCCUCCGUGGAAAAAACAAAACAAACAAAACCCGAAAAACUUUAACAUGACUCAUCACUGUGUACUUGUGUAUGUUUUUGUCUCCCAUAUUGGCUCUGGAGCUUCUGAACGUUAUGAUGGCACUGUGUUGGCCAUUGCAUCUUCUGUGUCCUGCCCACUGCUUGGCAUGGAGAAUACGCCUAAAGGGGGGGUGUUCACAGGGCAAGAUGGGAGAGUGGGAAAACCGUAGAGUGGCUCCUUUCACUGCCUGUUAACACUCCUUGAAGAGGUUUCAUGGAUGUUUCCAAAAAAUCACUCCAGCAUCUUUGGGAUUGCCCAUUGAAUUGCUUAAUUUGCGUCGGCUCUGGCACCCAAAUACCUGCCUGUUACAGAGGAGCCUGCAUCCCUCCUUUAGCCUCAAGGCCCCAGGAUGGACGUGGGAUUGCUGAAAGAAGCGGGGACAAGGAGACACGUUGGAAACUGACAGCUUAAACUCAGGUGUUUUGCAAACACAGGGACUUCCGAGAUAUUAGUUGGCAUUCGCCUCUCUUUACCUCCUGCCUUCCCCAAUUGAAAAAGACAACCCACAAUACGUGGGCCCCAAUUCUCCUGAGGACAGAAUGGAGUCACACUGAGAAAAGGGAAGUUGGUUUCCUGGUCGCCCUCCCACUCAGGAGUUCUGGGUGGCGCCAUCCCACACUAUUUGCAUCACUGAACUAUACACAUUGCCAAGUCUGCAUCUUAAAUUUAAACAUUUGGAUGCUGGUAAAGAAAGCCUGAGGGAAAAGGUAACAUUUCACCCGAAGCCGUGCGUAAGCACUGUACAUCGUAUGUUUUACUUCUGCUUUUGGAUUAAGGACAGAACGUUAAUUAAAAAGUAACAAAGCUCAUUUUCUGAGCAGCAAUUAAUUUGUGUUCACUCUGCUUUUCAUCUGUCGAGUCUUUGAAUUUUUGAAAACAUAAAGGCUGUAAAAGAUCUCCUAGGGGUCUUUCCAGUGUGCAUUCCCGUCUGAUUGUUUUGAUCUUUAGGCUACAUAUUGACUUGGAAAAGGAACCAGUGUUAUAAGAAGAAAUGUCAUCGCAACGAUCUGGUUUCUGAUUGUCCUUUGGAUGGCGCAGAGGUGAUAGGGCUCCAAGCAUAUGCUCUUGUUGUUUAUUGGUUCUGCCCAGUCCCCGUCCAGAGUCCAGUGUUCCGUUUAGUCAAAACCACUAAGAAGCAACAUAACUGGAUUCAUUAGCCUGAGUUCUGAACGCUCCUCUGAAGAGUUAUUUUUGUAUCAUACAAUUUUAAUUUUUGGGGACAGGCUGUACCACUUUCCAGGUGCCAAAAGUGAUCACUCAGAUUUUUUUAUUAGGUACUAUUUUAGCUUCAAAAAUAUUUUAUUUUUUAUGGACUGCUUUGUGCCUUUGACCCAGUUCUCUUUUCCCUGGGAUGUGUGCCCUAAGAGGAUGACAUUUAUGUUAACAAUACCUGGAAUAUUAAUUCCUUUCAAAUGAAAUCACUGUCCCCAUCCUCCUUCAACACACACACACACACACACACACACACACACACAGCUUCCCAAACAUGCAUCCUUCAUACUGGUAAAAUGUGUUUAGAGUACAUAUGGGGAAAACUGAUUUUUCUCCCUUUUGCAGCAGGGGGAGGAAUGUACAGAAGUCUUGUGAGAGGUAGCUGGAGUAAUCGAGGGCCCCCAGUUGGCAGACCUGGACCCUGUUGUCUGUAUUGCUCCUUGUGGAGGGAUUUUCAUACUCAUGGUGGCCGUGCCAUGAAGGAAGGACCACAGACAGACCCUGUAGAAAUAAAAGAGAGUGUGCCGUUUGCAGAAGUGAGCUGUCAGCAGCCAUCUCCUCUAACUGUAAUUUGCUACAGCCUAGAAAUGAACAAGUGACAGCUAUUAAAAGGGCUUUAGAAUAAUUGCAGGUAAGAGUGAAGAUAUUAUAGAAAAGGCAUUUUAUGCCACUUAUACUUGUUUUCUACUCAGGGAAGGGUUGAAAAUAUUUGCAGGCCAUAACAUGUUUACAAAACAAAAUAGAAUCCUUGGUCAUUUUAUUUAUGACUAGUCUACAGUGUUCAUGGCUUCUUUCUUCUUUUCUUUUUUUUUCUUCCAUGUCCUAGUGGCUUUGGUUUAGCUGACAUCUGAAGGAGGGCGGUAUCACAUUGGAGGGAGCCAUGACACAUUCUCAGCAUUGGUCGCUGCCAAGGGGGUGUAGACACGUGUGGCCGUCUGCACUGUAGGAUCCCGGUUCUAUAAGCUUUGGACUCCCUGGGAUUACCAUGCCGCCCCCCGCGGACAUCGUCAAGGUGGCCAUAGAAUGGCCCGGCGCCUACCCCAAACUCAUGGAAAUCGAUCAGAAAAAACCACUGUCUGCAAUAAUAAAGGAAGUCUGUGAUGGGUGGUCCCUUGCCAACCAUGAGUACUUUGCACUGCAGCACGCCGAUAGUUCCAACUUCUAUAUCACAGAAAAGAAUCGCAAUGAAAUAAAAAAUGGCACUAUCCUUCGAUUAACCACAUCUCCUGCUCAAAACGCCCAGCAGCUCCAUGAACGAAUCCAGUCGUCAAGUAUGGAUGCCAAGCUGGAAGCCCUGAAGGACUUAGCCAGCCUCUCCCGGGAUGUCACAUUUGCCCAGGAGUUUAUAAAUCUGGAUGGCAUCUCUCUCCUCACGCAGAUGGUCGAAAGCGGCACCGAACGAUACCAGAAAUUGCAGAAGAUCAUGAAGCCUUGCUUUGGAGACAUGCUGUCCUUCACCCUGACAGCCUUUGUUGAGCUGAUGGACCAUGGAAUAGUAUCCUGGGAUACGUUUUCAGUGGCGUUUAUUAAGAAGAUAGCAAGUUUUGUCAACAAAUCGGGCAUGGACAUCUCAAUCCUGCAACGGUCCUUGGCCAUUUUGGAGUCAAUGGUGCUCAAUAGCCAUGACCUCUACCAGAAGGUGGCUCAGGAGAUCACUAUUGGACAACUUAUCCCACAUCUUCAAGGGACAGAUCAAGAAAUCCAAACCUAUACCAUUGCAGUGAUUAAUGCACUUUUCCUGAAGGCUCCUGAUGAGAGAAGGCAGGAGAUGGCGAAUAUUUUGGCUCAGAAGCAGCUUCGUUCCAUCAUUUUAACAAAUGUUAUCCGAGCUCAGAGAGCCAUCAACAAUGAAAUGGCACACCAGCUGUAUGUGCUACAGGUGCUUACCUUUAACCUUCUAGAAGACAGGAUGAUGACCAAGAUGGACCCCCAGGACCAGGCUCAGAGGGACAUCAUAUUUGAACUUCGAAGAAUCGCUUUUGAUGCAGAGUCUGAACCUAAUAACAGCAGUGGCAGCAUGGAGAAACGCAAGUCCAUGUACACACGGGAUUAUAAAAAACUUGGCUUCAUUAAUCAUGUCAACCCUGCCAUGGACUUUACCCAGACCCCUCCUGGGAUGUUAGCCCUGGACAAUAUGCUGUACUUUGCCAAGCACCACCAGGAUGCCUACAUCCGGAUUGUGCUUGAGAACAGUAGCCGGGAGGAUAAGCAUGAAUGUCCCUUUGGCCGCAGCAGCAUAGAGCUGACCAAGAUGCUGUGUGAGAUCUUGAAAGUGGGCGAGCUGCCUAGUGAGACCUGCAACGACUUCCACCCAAUGUUCUUCACCCAUGACAGAUCCUUUGAGGAGUUUUUCUGCAUCUGUAUCCAGCUCCUGAACAAGACAUGGAAGGAAAUGAGGGCAACUUCUGAAGACUUCAACAAGGUAAUGCAGGUGGUGAAGGAGCAGGUUAUGAGAGCUCUCACAACCAAGCCUAGCUCCCUGGAUCAGUUCAAGUGCAAACUGCAGAACCUGAGCUACACCGAGAUCCUGAAAAUCCGCCAGUCUGAGAGGAUGAACCAGGAAGAUUUCCAGUCUCGCCCGAUUUUGGAACUAAAGGAGAAGAUUCAGCCAGAAAUCUUGGAGCUGAUCAAACAACAACGCCUGAACCGCCUUGUGGAAGGGACCUGCUUUAGGAAACUCAACUGCCGACGGAGGCAAGACAAGUUUUGGUACUGUCGACUUUCACCCAACCACAAGGUUCUGCAUUAUGGAGACUUGGAAGAAAGUCCUCAGGGAGAAGUGCCCCACGAUUCCUUGCAGGACAAAUUGCCGGUGGCAGAUAUCAAAGCGGUGGUGACGGGGAAGGACUGCCCUCAUAUGAAAGAGAAAGGUGCCCUUAAACAAAACAAGGAGGUGCUUGAACUUGCUUUCUCGAUCUUGUAUGACUCAAACUGCCAGCUGAACUUCAUAGCUCCUGACAAACACGAGUACUGUAUCUGGACAGAUGGGCUGAAUGCGCUGCUGGGGAAAGACAUGAUGAGUGAGCUGACCCGGAAUGACUUGGACACCCUGCUCAGCAUGGAAAUCAAGCUCCGCCUCCUCGACCUGGAAAACAUUCAGAUCCCCGACGCACCUCCACCCAUCCCCAAGGAGCCCAGCAACUAUGACUUCGUCUAUGACUGUAACUGAAGUGGCCGGGCCCAGAAGCACCCCCUCCAUAACUGGAAAAUCUAGCUAAUGGGAGAGAAGAAUGAAAACACACCCACGCCUUGGAACCCUCUCUCGGUCAAGAGAAGCUGUGGGUCAACACUUUCUUUGGCCUCGCCUCUAGCCCCAGAGUUCUUCUGCCCCUACCUGGCAUCCUGCUCACUGCCCUGAUUCUGUUUCUAGACUCCAUUGCUUUAGGUCACUUCCCAUGCUACAGUCUACUGGUGGGAGCAGAGCAAAACCCACCGCCAAUAAGAGAUCCAAAGGGCCCUUCCGUCCUAUCCCCCAGCAGGCACAUCCUCUCUCCCCGGAAUGUGCAAGCCGGCAGCUCCAGACUGCCCCCAAACCUGCCCGCCAGACGGAAGGGAGUGCCCCAGUGCUUGCGUCUGGAAGAAACAGCCUAGCUUCUCGAGAAGACCAAACACCACCUCCUCGUUCCCUUUCUCUCUAGAGUCCGCUCACACCACCAGUUCCAUGUGAAUGGAAAUCAGCUUCCAAAUCCCUUCCCUCCUCCGUCCAGGCCUUUGCCUCGUGCUGUUCCUCUCUGGUCCCAAGAGCAGCAGCAGCAGCCUCGUCCUAGCUUUCGCCAGCACCGGGUCUCCCGGACACAGUCCCAGGUCCCAUGCCCACUUCACAUCUGCACUGUGACUGUGACCUACCUUCCUUCCUCGCCAGCUAGUCUUGGGUGUCCUCUCUCUGCCCCAGCCCACACCUGCCUUCUUCAUGCCUCACACCUUUCUGGCCCCUUCGCUGAAAGCACAAAUGGUGAAAUCAGUUGUCGUCCCCAUCUCUAAUAUACUAAACCUAAUGCCUCUGUGGCAGGCGGCCCCUGUCUAAAGGUUUGGUGUUACCUUGUGCUGGGGGUUCUGCUGCAAACAGGCUCCACGGGAUGGUCAAGCUGUCAGACAUCCAAGUUUACAUCACUGUAAUUAUUACAAGUAUUGACAAUUUGCAAGGGUUUGGGGUUGUUGUUUGUUUGUUUUUUUUUUUUUGCUUUGUUUUUGUACAAAAGAGUCUAACAUUUUUUUGCCAAACAGAUAUAUAUUUAAUGAAAAGAAGAGAUACAUAAAUGUGUGUACUUUCAAGGUUUUUUUUAAUUAUUAUUUUAAUCCUAAACAUCUUCCUGAGAAUAACAUUCCCUUACACAUGCUGUGGAAUAAAAUUAAUUGUGAUGAGUUGGGGAGCCUGUGUUUUGAUUUGGUAACUUAGGUGCUUGCUACUCGGUCAUAAGCUUCACUCGUGAGCUUGUCAGAAAUGUGGCAUCUUUGGCCCCACCCCAGCCCUCAGAAUCAGGUGAUUCACGUCCCCCACUGGCUGAGGGGACUUAACCACUGCUAUGUCACCGUAGACUCUGAGCAUCAAUAAGGAAUGUUAUUUCUAAGAAGAUCAUCUCAACUGAUAGAGAAAAUCAGACCCACUAUGUGAAAAUAUGGCUAUUUAUGUUACACUGUUGCCUCCUGACCAGGACUUUUCCUCUUUUAUUUUUUUCUUCCUUACCAUUGUAUAAUGUAUAGAACUGGCCAAAUUCAACACAUCAUACUUUGAGGGAGCACAUUUAGCUAUGAAAAAGAAUGCAAACCCAUGGACCGGAAAUAAAUUAAGUCAAAACUAAAUAAGCCUAACUAUGAGUUAAUAAGAUAUGGGUCAGAGCCCAGCAAAGGAUUUUUCUGAGGUCAGUUUCCACUGGAGGUGUAUCUGGAUCAUAAACUCUGAGGGCCGGAAGGGAUGUCAGAAAGGUCCAAGCGUGCAAAUUAAGCAUGGUUGCAGCACAAGUCACUCUGGGCUUGCUGCAGAAGUGUUAGAUGCCUUCAGGUCACUGCUCUUUACCAUCAUCAAGAUGUGCAAUUACAGACUGACUUGAGAUGACAUGGUCCAGAGCCCUCCAUAAAUUGCAGGGGAAAAAAAGUCCUUUAGAAUCCAUAGUAAUUCACAGGCGAUUAUGCUUCCCAUCAGAACACUCACACCUGACUGUCAAGUAGAUGCUUCCUUUGUCAUUAAGCGUUAAUGACGUUAACCCACCUGUCCUUCCUGUCAGGCACACUUAUUGAUCCAGCCAUCAUCAUGAUAAAAUGAUAAAUAUUAGGUAAAAGAAAGUAGACAGAGUCAUACUAUUUUUACUUUGAAGUUACCAGAUCUGUCCUUGAAAGGGGAAUUCUUUGGAUCAAGGUAUCUGAGGUCCUGACUCCAGGUUUAAGAGACUGAUCUGUCCUAGAACCCUUGCUGGGAAGAACCAGCCCCUGUCUUUUUUGGCACUCGUGCUUUGGUACAUUAAAUAGAAACUAACCCUUUCUCGACUAUGAAGAGAGCGUUCUCCUAACUCUCCUUAGACCCCCUUCCUCUGCGGAUGGAUGAGAUCCAGAGUAUGACACCAUUUUUUCAUUUUGCAACAAUAUGAAGCAGGGUUGCUGUCAAUAUUUGGACAGCUCAUCUUGUGUGUCUUGACUGACAACGCUUCCCACACAGCAAGCCUUCCCCUCCAGCUCAGCCCCUGCAGCCUCAGGUUUCCAAGCCUGGAUGGAUAAAUUGGCCAAAGCCAGGGAGGGGUAAAGUAGGAAGCCCAAUUUUAUCAUCAGGUCUACACUGCAUUCCCCAGUUCAGCUUUACCUGCAAUAAAACUGGUCAUUGCAUUUGAAUCUGCUGAUAUUUUAAUUCCUGUCUAAUUUUUUAUUUAGAACCUAAAGCAGGAAGGAUAAUUAAUUGGCCCCCUCAGACUCAACUACUUACAAGGGUAGAAAAACCUAACAGUCAUUGGAAAGGAAAAGUACCAGACUAAUGUUUCUUGAGUCUAUUUGCAAAUCCAUCCUAAGCCAUCUUCCAAUUCUCAAAUAAAGCAUGUCCUACUACCUGCUCUUACAAUGAACUCAGCAGGUAUUCCAAUGACAUACCUUCCUUUCAUCCGUUUUGUUAUAGUUAUGCGAUAUUUUACAAUUAAUAUAAACCUUUAGCUUGAAGGAAAUGAAAUAUCCAUACCCUAAUAAAAAAAAGUGCUUAGAGCUAAGCACUAAGAAUAUAACAAGAAUAAAAUAUAUAAAUCUAGAGUUUGCAAAAAUAAGAACGAAAUCUGUAAGAUCAGAAACGUAUAAUCAAGCUAGUCAAAUACAAAACAAAUAAUUGCAGCACAGUGUGACAAAUAGUACUAUAUAAAUAUGUACAAGGUAGAGAACUAGAAAGGAGCUUGUGCUCAACACUUUUGAUAAUGGGAUUAAGUAAAGCAAGAAAAGAAUAGAUAUUUGAGUCUGGUCUCAAAAGAGAGCAGAUGUUCCCCAUGCAAGAGACGAAUACUCCAGGCAGAGCAAAGUGUACAGGGCAUGGAAGCAUGAAAACCCAUGACCGUUCACAAAGCCAUAAGUCACUAGGUGUGACUGGUAUGUAAGAUGCAUAUGGGAGAGACUACUGCAGAGGAGUGAGACACAAAUCAUGAAAAUCAUGACAUAGCUUGCAGGGGACUUUUACCUGAGGGCAAGAGAGCGCAGUCAGAGGAGGGAUGUUGUCAGAUAUACCAUUCGGAAAUAUCACAAUGACAAAACACCCAAGUAGGGGAAAGACAGGAGCAGGAGAAAUUGAAAGCAGAGAUGUUAGCAAAAAGUGAAUGGAAAUAGUCUCAAGCCAGAACCACUGUGCCCAGACUCCGGUACAGGCGAUGGCAAAGAGGAGAGCAAAGGUAUAGAAGAGGCAGGAUAGCUGUCUGAAGUCAUGGAGAGAAAAGAAUGCAAAGGACUCCUGGGCUUCUGGAAUGAAUAAGCAGAUAACAGAGCUGUUUGGCUCUAAAAUCAGGAAGAGAGGAGGAACAGGAGAUUGUAGGAAAUGAUAAGAUGAGAUCAUAAACUGGGUUUGUUGGACUUCUCUAAACAAAGAAAGAAAAUCUUGAGACAGUCAUUUAACCACUGUGAGGCUGCUUACCUCAUUAAUAAAAUGGAAAUCUCAUUACUUGAGAAUACUGUGGAUGGGGCGGCUAGAACCAU
This is a messenger RNA of Panthera uncia (snow leopard), 12600 nucleotides long. RefSeq names its product engulfment and cell motility 1 (gene ELMO1). The record is from RefSeq and is a predicted model, not a curated record. Gene Ontology annotation, biological process: actin filament organization; cell motility. Gene Ontology annotation, cellular component: plasma membrane; guanyl-nucleotide exchange factor complex. The transcript is spliced from 22 exons. Bases 6437 to 8620 code for a protein of 727 amino acids. NCBI's taxonomy places the organism in Eukaryota, Metazoa, Chordata, Mammalia, Carnivora, Felidae.